This is a messenger RNA of Euleptes europaea (tarantolino), 2615 nucleotides long. RefSeq names its product PMS1 homolog 2, mismatch repair system component (gene PMS2). The record is from RefSeq and is a predicted model, not a curated record. Gene Ontology annotation, molecular function: mismatched DNA binding; ATP-dependent DNA damage sensor activity; ATP hydrolysis activity. The coding region runs from base 15 to 2594 and encodes 859 amino acids. Lineage: Eukaryota; Metazoa; Chordata; Lepidosauria; Squamata; Sphaerodactylidae. Gene Ontology annotation, cellular component: MutLalpha complex. Gene Ontology annotation, biological process: mismatch repair. The transcript is spliced from 15 exons.
CAGCGGGGGGCUUCAUGGAGGCGGGAGAGACUUCUGGUGCUCAGUCUGCUAAAGCGAUCAAGCCAAUAGACCAUAAAUCGGUCCACCGGAUCUGUUCAGGGCAGGUGGUGCUGAAUUUGAGUACUGCGGUGAAAGAGCUGGUGGAAAACAGCCUAGAUGCUGGUGCUACCAGCGUUGAAGUGAAGCUUAAAGAAUACGGGACAGAACUUAUUGAAGUUUCUGAUAAUGGCUGCGGCGUGGGAGAAGAAAACUUUGCAGGCUUGACUCUAAAGCAUUAUACUUCCAAGAUACAAGACUUCUCUGAUCUUAUACAUGUUGAAACAUUUGGUUUUCGAGGUGAAGCUCUCAGCUCUCUGUGUGCAUUAAGCGACGUUUCUAUUUUGACUUGUCACAAGUCUGCAAAGGUCGGGACGCGUCUUGUGUUCGAUCACGGUGGGAAGAUCACCUCGAGGGCCCCUUGCCCUCGACAGCAGGGGACGAGCGUCAGCGUGCAGCAGUUGUUUUACCCCCUGCCGGUGCGGCAUAAGGAAUUUCAGCGCAACAUAAAAAAGGAGUAUGCAAAAAUGGUUCAGGUGUUGCAAGCGUAUUGUAUCAUUUCGACGGGUGUUCGAAUCAGCUGCACGAAUCAGGUUGGCCAAGGCAAGAAACAGCUUGUGGUGGGCACCGGCGGGAGUUCGUCCUUAAAGGAAAACAUUGGGGCGAUAUUUGGUCAAAAACAGCUGCAAAGCUUGAUUCCUUUUGUUCAGCUGCCUGCUAGUGAAGCCAUCUGUGAAGAGUACGGCUUGACUUCUGAUAUGCCAGCCAAUCUCUAUACUAUAACAGGCUUCGUUUCCCGUUGUGAUCACGGCGUCGGGAGGAGUACGACAGACCGACAGUUCUUCUUUAUUAACCAGAGGCCAUGUGACCCAACAAAAGUUUCCAAAGUUGUGAAUGAAGUGUACCACAUGUAUAAUAGACACCAGUAUCCCUUUAUUGUUCUUAAUAUAUGUGCAGAGUCUGGAAGCAUCGACAUCAACGUGACGCCCGACAAAAGGCAAAUAUUGCUUCAGGAAGAGAAACUUCUGUUGGCAGUUCUGAAAACUUCUUUGAUGGGGAUGUUUGGUAGCAGUGUGAACAAGCUUGUCAUCAAUCAGAAGCUGCCGGAUGCCGAAGGAAACUUUAAGCCGGCCCUUCAAGAGGAGACAGAAGUGCCUGGCUUGGAAACGCGCAGUUCCUCGUCUCCAAAUCCAAAAUGUGCAAUGACUGUAGCCAAGCUUAGAGAGUCUUUUUCUCUCCGUCAGGAGACAGACGCCAGAGUUCAGAGUUUUGAAAAUGACAAGCAGCAGCACAGAUUCCCCGAGCCGAGAAAGCUACUGACUUUUUUCAGAGUUUCGGGAUCCCCGAAUAAGGAGACCAGCUCUGGGAAGAAAUCUACAGGAGGCUCUGAAACCAAUUCGAGCAAGUCCCUGCUUUCCCAGAGAAAUGUCAAGAAAUUCACAGAAGAGAUGGAUUCCGGAUGCGGCAGCAGCUCUGUGGAAUCCGAUGUGGGUUUGAGCACCCUUGAGCUCAGUAGCUGUUUCAGUGGUGAAAGUGCAGUCAGUUCCCCUAAUGAAGAAUCCCAUGUUUCCAAAGAAGAAAUUCCAAGGGAAGAUCUUGAAACUAGAGGACAAACACAGAGGUCAAAAUGUGACGGGGACCAAAGCAAAGAGCAUAAAUUAGCCCAGGAGGUCGACUGUUCUUCCCCAGAUGCGAAACGACAGAAGAUCGCUCCAUCUCUGUCACCGAUAGGAAGUUUGUUAGAGGGGACGGAUGCUCAGAACGGUGCCGUUUUGUCACAGUACGACGUCCCUUUGGAAGUUGAAAAGAAAACCGUGACGCUGGAGUUCUCUAUGAGUUCGUUGACGGACAGGGUGAAGAAGCUAAUCCUGCGGCAACAGGAGAAGGCGGCAGCGCUGAAUUACAGAAAAUUCAGGGCAAAAAUUAGCCCUGGAGAAAACAAAUCCGCAGAGGAUGAAUUGAGAAAAGAAAUAAGUAAAGAGAUGUUUGAGAAAAUGGACAUCGUCGGCCAGUUCAAUUUAGGAUUUAUAAUAGCUAAAUUGAACUCUGACCUCUUCAUCAUUGACCAGCAUGCUUCAGACGAGAAGUACAACUUUGAGAUGUUGCAGCAGCAUACCGUUCUACAAGGGCAGAAACUAAUUGCACCUCAGAACCUGAAUUUAACUGCUUUCAAUGAAAGUGUGUUGGUGGAAAACCUGGAGAUUUUCAGAAAAAAUGGAUUUGAUUUUGUCAUUGAUGAAGGAGCACCUGUAAGCCAAAGAGUAAAGCUCGUUUCGUUACCAACAAGCAAAAACUGGACUUUUGGCCCACAAGAUAUAGAGGAGCUGAUCUUCAUGUUGAGCGAUUGCCCCGGUGUGAUGUGUAGGCCUUCCCGAGUGAGGCAGAUGUUUGCUUCUCGAGCGUGUAGAAAGUCGGUCAUGAUUGGAACAGCACUGAAUGUAAAGGAGAUGAAGAAACUGGUCACCCACAUGGGUGAGAUUGAGCAUCCUUGGAACUGUCCGCAUGGAAGGCCAACCAUAAGGCACAUAGCCAACCUAGAUCUGGUUUCUCAAGAAUAGCAAGCCCUUAUACGCACUUUA